Chanos chanos (milkfish) is the source of this 666-nucleotide messenger RNA. Its product is annotated as zinc-binding protein A33-like. The coding region runs from base 1 to 666 and encodes 221 amino acids. Gene Ontology annotation, molecular function: protein binding. NCBI's taxonomy places the organism in Eukaryota, Metazoa, Chordata, Actinopteri, Gonorynchiformes, Chanidae. The transcript has 3 exons. The record is from RefSeq and is a predicted model, not a curated record.
AUGAAAAGGGCUCGGUACACACAGUCAGCCCCAGAGUUGAGGUCAGGAGCUCUGAUUGAUGUGUCUACACACUUGGGUAACCUGAGAUACAGAGUGUGGGAGAAGAUGAAGGACAUUGCUCCAUUCUAUCCAGUUAUUUUGGACCCAAACUCUACGCAUGAGUCUCUUGUCCUUUCUGAAGACCUGACCAGCUUCACAACCAGCGAUAUUGACCAGGAGCUUCCGGAAAACCCAGAGAGAUUUGGGAAAUAUUGUGAAGUCUUGGGCUCUGAGGGUCUCUGCUCGGGAACACACGUCUGGGAGGUGGAGGUUGGUGAAAGUGAGAACUGGACUGUGGGAGUGGCCAAAGAGUCUGUAAAGAGAAAAGAGGAGAAUGUGUCUGCUCCAGAGGAGGGAUUCUGGACCAUAGAACUGUCUAAUGGUAAAUACCUAGCUUCAGUCUCUAAACAAUCAGUUAAACCCCUUACAGUGAGAGGGGAAAUCAAAGAAGUCAGAGUAACACUGGACUGGAAUAAAAGAAAAGUGACAUUCAUUGAUCCUGUCAAUAACACAUACUUACACACUCACACACCCACAUGGACUGAGAAGUUGUACCCAUACUUUUUCAGUCCCAGUAAACACCCACUUCGAAUAAAACCAGUCAAAGUGUCAGUAUAUCUGGGAUAA